AUGAGUCGUACUUCAAAAUCACGACGAAAAAAUGAAAAACGUAAGCAUAAUCGAAGAUCAUACGAUCAAUACGGAAACGGCAUAGAACUUGGUCAUCAGGAGUCGCUUUUAAUUGAAAGAUUACCCGAACAAAACCUUUCAAUCGUGGAAACGUUGAAAAAUCGAGAAGAUACGCCUGAAACACUCCGAGCUAUUACUGGCACCGCCAGAACAAAGCUUUAUUUUAACCCCGCCUACUUCGAACCACAACUACUUCUGGCACCACCACCAGCCGCGAUUGAGUUUCUGAACAAAAUCCGCGAGGAAAUAACUAUAGCAAAACAGAAAAUGAAAAGUGAGAGAUUCACUCCGAGUUUGCCAGUCAUUCCAGAAGAAGACAACGACCCAAGCUACGAUUCCUCGUAUGAAUUUACUAAACCAGUCAGUCCUAGAACCAGUAUCAUAAGCCUGAAACGAGAAAACAUCAGAAGAAAAACUUGUACAGGUUGUCCAGAUUGUGAACCUCAGGAUUUUAAAACGUUGUGUGGUAAGCUACCAGAAAUCCCCUCUCUUGCAGCCUGUCACAACUGCACAACUACCAGCGAUAGCAAACAACAAAGUAUCAGAAGAUGGUUGGAGAAUGUGCCCAUCCUUAAAUCAAAUUCUGACGACAUAUCCCAGGAGGAAACACAUCAGGACAAACUACCGAAAAGAUUAAGAUCUCCAACUAGAUCGUUGCCACCAACUGGAUUACAAAGUCCAGAGAGGGUUAUGUCACCAAGACCUGCUUCAGAACGGGGAAUUUCUCCGGACAGAGAACAUAGAGCUGUUAUCAAAGCAGUCAAACCUAAAGAAAAGAAGAUUGUGAUCAAACCUAAACUUUCACCACCUCCACUACCGGAAGCUGUCAAGGAAAUCAACAAUAACGUAAUUCAAGAAGAAAAUGAUUACGACGUAACUUCUCCACAAGAAACAAGGAAUGUUAAGAUGAGUUUUCCACUGCCAGAUAUGAUUGAAGCUAUGGUAGCAAAUAACAAAGUCGAGCUGAACCGUAUUCCAACUCCGACAAAAAAACAAAUGAACGCUGUUAUCAAUGAAUUAACAGUGCACAGAAACAACUUAAUGAACGACGACACAACAAAACCUGAAGGAUGCAGUAACUUAAUUGAAUACGAGACUGACAGUUUGGAGAGAUCUGUCAAUAAAGGGUACCACACUCCUUCUGAAUAUGCAGAAAUAUCUUCAUCUCAUCCCAGUCCUAGUUUGAGCACGGCGUUGCCUAUGGACGAAGAGAUGACUAUGAGAAAUGCCAUAAUUAACAAGAAAACGGGAAAUAUUACCAUAUUUAAAAUUAAUAUGGAGUCGUUACAAGAAGAUGACUAUAAUUAUGAAUUAAUUGUAAUGAAGAAAGGUGCUUUAUUAGAUUCAGGAUUGUAUCGUGUACCAGAAUUGUUGCAAAGAAAUAACGGCCACAGUUUGGUUAGUGAAGUUUGCGUAAAUAAUGAUUAUAAUUAUGGUAGUACCCCUUCAACGCCUACAGGUUCUAAUUACUCUACUUUAGAAAAUAAAACUUUAAAGGUGAGGUACGAUGGAGGUACUGAUAAGCCUGGUAAGUUGUUGAUUGAAGUUGAAGAUUGUCCAGACAAUUAUAUACCAGUAUACGUGUCAGACACUUCGGAUCGUAAGCCUAGCAAACUAAAGUUACAAAGAUUUGAUUCUGUAAACAAAGAAAAUGAGUAUAUAGAUUCUUUGGAGAGACCUCAUAAUCAAAUUCAAUUGAGAACAACCGGAAGCUUCAGGAAAGAUACUGUAACAUCAGUUACUGAUGACGAUGUGUCGGGGAAUUUUAACAGAGUAUUUGGAAGUCUUAGAGAGAUUUUUGAAGCAAAAACUAAGGGAUUAAUGAUCAGGCAAGAUACCAACGAUGCAUUAGACAAAUUGAACGACGAAGAGGGGAGGCUACUAACUUUGGAAGAACGACACUCAAGAUGUCAACGAAAAACCAACGACAACGGAAGUAAUGUUCAACCUGACGUAAUACCGCCUCCACCACAUGACAAUACUCCGAUACGUGAACACCCAAAACCUCCAAGAAAAGUUAUUUUAGGUGAAAAUCAGAUGCCUAUCUUGUCUCCAAAAAACAGGAAACCCAGGAGUGCCGAUCAGAAGAAAACUCCAGCUUCUAGCAAUGAAACAGUGGUUGACACUCCUAAAAAACAUGUUGACGAUGAUUACGAAAUAUGUCUGGUACAAAAAAAUAAAAAAGAUGGAAAUAUACUGACAAGUUUCAUCCAAGCUGAAGAUUUAAUCCUGAAAAAGGUAAAUAAUGAUCAAUUUAUCCUGCACAACACAAAUAACUCCAUGAACUUCCGAUUGCCGGUAAAAACAUUGCAAUCAUUUAUGUCUGUGGACGAUCUCAAGAACAACAAGAACAAGAAAACCUGGAGAACUGCUUGGAAACCGAAAGAAUCGGAAUAUUUGAGUACGGAUUCUAACGAUUCUAUCAAGAAAAGAAAGACGCAGCAAUCGGUAAAUAAUACGGGAGGAGGUAAUGAGAUUGACGAAAGUCUUGGUGACGGACACAGUGAAUCUGGGGCGGAAAGUGAGGAAACACAUUCAGUUUUCUUUGGUAGAUUUCACAGGCAGCCUAUGAGUUUGCCCGGAUAUGGAUCGGUGGAUAGUGGAGUUAUGGGUGUUGACGAUGGACAUGACAGUACGGAUUCGGAAAAUAUUAGUUAUACGACUGCUGUUCCUGUGACCAAUGACGGGUCGCUUAAGAAGUAAAUGUGCAAUAUUUUUUAAUUAUUAUUAAGUUGGGACUUAAAUGGUCCCGGAUUAUUUUAUAUAUUAUUAAAUAUUUUGGUUUAUGUAUA
This is a messenger RNA of Aethina tumida (small hive beetle), 2852 nucleotides long. RefSeq lists its product as uncharacterized. Lineage: Eukaryota; Metazoa; Arthropoda; Insecta; Coleoptera; Nitidulidae. Gene Ontology annotation, cellular component: cell cortex. Bases 1 to 2763 code for a protein of 920 amino acids. The transcript is spliced from 5 exons. The record is from RefSeq and is a predicted model, not a curated record. Gene Ontology annotation, biological process: imaginal disc-derived wing hair organization.